AUGGGAGAAGACAGGUGGCCAAAAAUCUGCCUAAGAGAAGAAAUGAGAGGUAUAUUGAACAGGCAGCCAUCAAAGUGGGGAGAAAAAAUAAAAAUGUUAGUGAAAGAGAUGGAAUGUGAAAGAGUUAUAGAACUGAUAUAUAAUAAUGCGGAGAUAGAAGUGAUAGAAGAAGAAAUAAAAAAUGGCUUGGAGGUGUAUAAAAAAAUGAUGGAGAAAAAAGUAGAAGAAAAAAUAAAUAAUUCCACGUACAGUAAUCUAUACAAAAAACUAGUGCUGACAAACGAAACAGAAAACUACUGGUGUGAUAAAGAGGUGAAAAACACGGACAAAGAAAUAUGGGCGAGAGCUAGAUCCGGUAAUUUGACACGUGCGGGAAAAAAAAAGGUAUAA
Cotesia congregata is the source of this 390-nucleotide messenger RNA. NCBI's taxonomy places the organism in Eukaryota, Metazoa, Arthropoda, Insecta, Hymenoptera, Braconidae. The record is from the annotation of a GenBank genome assembly.